AUGAAUCCACCCGAAUUUCUUCAGCCUCCUGAGGUUGAAGAGGCGCUGCUGCGCCUUCUUCACGACGCUGUCAGUGUAUGUCAAUUCAACCAGUGCCUGCUGAAUGUGUCACCAUCCAAUCAUCUCAAAUACAACCACACUAGCUUCACAAGUUGUAGUGGAAUCACCAACAGGACAUUUACACCAACCAAUGACUCCUUAAUAAGUAAAGAGGAAUGGGAAUCUCUGCUCACAGAGCUACAAUGGUCAUUACCGCCUGUUGUCCCCUUAUCCACAGAUGAGGCCACAAACCCCACUAAGUGCUCAUUCUCUGUUGUCAACCCCAAUUCAAACCACACAGUUGGAGGGUUUAUAGAUGUGAUUUUGAUAGCUAGAGAUACUAAAAACAGGAUCAAAACCUAUGGAGGACUUUUUCAGGCCAAGUUGUUUAACUCAGAACUUAAGGCCAGUACUUAUGGAGCUGUAACAGACCACUUUAAUGGCACCUACACUGCCCGUCUGGCCCUGCAUUGGCCCGGACCUGCCAAGGUGUCCAUCCGCCUAGUGCACUCUAGUGAGGCCGUGCAGGUACUGUGUAGGCAAAGGGAACAGGACCCAGAUAAGGUCUACUUCCAUGGCUACUUUGAGGAGGGUGGCAAGCAGGAAACGGUGAUGUGCAAUGCCCAGAGAAGUCCUAGGCUGGUGGGGAACGAGUCACAGUGUUGCUGUGAGUACAGAGAGCCAGUCACUGGGGAGACCUGGUUCUGUCGUCGGCCAUCUUCCCUGCCUUGCCAUGCUUUGACCUACCACAGCAUGGGCGGUUACCAGGCAGUACUCUCCAAGGUGGAGACGACCCUUCUAAAGAGUUCCACGAACAUUAUUGUACCAGGUGACGAUUCAACUAUCGAUGUCCAGCAACAGGACACUGAAAUACGAUCACAAACAAAAUGUCGUCCUGGUUUGCACACCUCAGUACCAGCUGGAUUCUACCUCCAGGAUCACUGGACAUCCCUGGUGUGUGACUCAAAAUCCUUUCCCUCAGCUAAACUGAUAUCUGGAUGCCUGAAGGACAAACAGAUCCUUAUGAUGGGUGACUCCACUCUCCGUCAGUGGUUCGACUACCUGGAGAAAAUUGUGCCAACAUUGAAACGCCUGAACCUUCACACAUCAAGCAAAUCGGGCCCCUUUGAGGCAGUCGACACCCAGUCCAACACCCGUAUUAUCUGGCGGGCCCAUGGGAUACCUAUACGGACAAGCAAGACCCCCUGGGCUGACCUUCACUACAUCGCCAGGGAGUUGGAGGAUAUGGCAGGGGGUGCACACUCUGUAGUCGUCUUCACCAUAUGGGCUCAUUUCACCACGUACCCACUGGCUAUGUACGCACACCGUCUGGUCGUCAUCCGUAGGGCUGUGGCGUCGCUCCUUAGCCGAUCUCCCACUACUCUGGUAGUGAUCAAGUCAGCUAACACGGGCUACAAGGAUGUGUAUGGCAGCGACUGGCUCUCCUGGCAGCUCGACAUGGCACUCAGGGAAAUUUUCAGGGACUUGCCUCUGGUCCUCAUCGACGUUUGGCAGAUGACCUCCUGCCAUUAUUCUCUGGACAACAUUCACCCGCCCUCUGUGGUGAUCCAAAAUGAAGUGGAUCUCUUCCUGUCCUUUGUUUGUCCACAGUCAAAAAUGCUGUAGUCAUGCCUGUAAUAACAUUGUGCCUUACUGUAUACAAAAUGCUGUCUCCGAAAGGAUUCUACAGUAUAUUGGAAAAGGGAUUGUAAUGUUAGGAAGAAUUCCUUUAAAAACGGUUUGCCUUUUUCAAAAUGAAUGUAAAGCUUUUCUAACUGGCCUUAUUUUAAAAUAAAAACUACUUUAACUAUGAACACUCGUCAAAACUAUGGCAAACCACAGAGCUCAAUGUUUUCUUUACAACUAAAAUCCCCUCAACCGUUAUCAUUUCUGUUUCUCACACAUUUCUGAGAAUAGCAUAACUAUUAAUAUCCACAGAGAAUCGAUUCAAGAGAAGCGCUGAUACCCAGUGCUCCUUGUUGUAUUUUAAGCACUUCAUGAGAUUUUCAUUUAAAUAGAAUUUGAUAGAUUAUUAUUAAUACAGACUAUUUGAAUUUGCUGUUAGAUACAUUAUGUGCAAUUGAGAAGGACACAUGAGAAUUGCAGUUACCUUUAUUCUUAUAUUUUUAUAGAGGAAAAUAUGUUUGAAAUGACUAUGUAUACAUUACAAUCAGAAACUGACUAGUCCAAAUGCUAUAAUGUACUGUCCCUCUUGCUCCCUUUCACAAUUGUAUAUAAUGUAGUCAGGAAGUUUAGUAACAAUGAAGGUCUGUUCUUUAAGUUCAUUCAGUUGUACAAAUCUCCAGGUGGUGGGAACGGGCCAUCUCCAAAAUGGUCGGGAAUGUUGAUUUAUGCUGACUGGCCUUGACUUCGUGCUGAUAACGCGGAGGCUUGAGAAUUAGAGGGGCCCUCUGUUUGUGAAACGGAACGUUUGGAAAACGCUGACGUCAUUUUCAGUUUAUAACCUGUGGUAAUGUGUGUAAGCAUUUAAUACUCUCUGGAAUUAAACGCUCUUUACCUGGC
Messenger RNA from Oncorhynchus nerka (sockeye salmon), 2562 nucleotides. Its product is annotated as NXPE family member 3-like. NCBI's taxonomy places the organism in Eukaryota, Metazoa, Chordata, Actinopteri, Salmoniformes, Salmonidae. The record is from RefSeq and is a predicted model, not a curated record.